UAUCUGUCUUCCUUUUUUCGCAUUAUAAAGCCAAACCAGCUAACUUCUUAAGCAUCAAAUCAUCAGAUCUCACCUCCCACUAAAAGCAAAAAAGAUUACAGAUUUACAGUUUACUUAAAGAAAUGGCAUCAUCAUCUACUUUCUCUCUCCUCUUUCUCCUCCUGCUGUCCUUUGUUUCAGGUCGCAUGUUUGCAAUGGCCAAUGGGCAGCAGAGGACAUGGUGUAUAGCAAAGCCAUCAUCAAAUGAAGCAACAUUAUUAGCAAACAUAAACUAUGCUUGUUCUCAAGUAGAUUGCAGAGUCCUUCAUAAAGGAUGUCCUUGUUUCUCUCCUGACAAUCUCAUAAAUCACGCUUCCAUUGCUAUGAAUCUCUAUUUUAGAGCUCAUGGUUGCCAACAAGGGAGUUGUGACUUUAGAGGUUCUGCACUCAUUGUUAUCACUGAUCCAAGUUAUGACAACUGUCUUUACGAGUAGGAAGCUUUUUCCAUUGAAGGUGGAACAGUGGAACUGUGGAAGAAGGACAAAAUUUAUUAAUUUAAUCAUUUUGUUUCGUUUAGAUUGUUAAUUUAUAAUGCAAUAAGACCCGCUGCUCUUCGGGUCCAAUUGUCCAAAUGUGUAUGCCAUACAGAAAUUAACUUAUACUACUCCACUUCUAAAGUGUUGCACAA
Messenger RNA from Spinacia oleracea (spinach), 667 nucleotides. RefSeq names its product glucan endo-1,3-beta-glucosidase. The record is from RefSeq and is a predicted model, not a curated record. Lineage: Eukaryota; Viridiplantae; Streptophyta; Magnoliopsida; Caryophyllales; Amaranthaceae. The transcript is spliced from 4 exons. Bases 123 to 473 code for a protein of 116 amino acids.